This is a messenger RNA of Fusarium coffeatum, 894 nucleotides long. RefSeq lists its product as uncharacterized. The record is from RefSeq and is a predicted model, not a curated record. NCBI's taxonomy places the organism in Eukaryota, Fungi, Ascomycota, Sordariomycetes, Hypocreales, Nectriaceae. The coding region runs from base 1 to 894 and encodes 297 amino acids. Gene Ontology annotation, cellular component: membrane. The transcript is spliced from 3 exons.
AUGGAAGGUCUUCAUGGUAUUGCACAUGCGACUGCAGCCCACUUCAUAAGGGAAGAAUCGUCAGAAGGUGGCUUCAAGCUGUACCACUACCAUCCUACCGAAAUCGGUGCUAUCAUCUUUGUACUUUUGUUCCUCGCGACAACGGUGGCGCACACCUGGCAGUUAUUUCGCUACCGUGUUUGGUUUGUCCUUCCUCUUAUUAUAGGUGGUAUCCUUGAGAUGAUUGGUUAUGCCGCUCGCUAUGCGUCAGGAAAGGAAACGCCCGACUGGACCCUUACGCCGUAUAUUAUCCAGGCCAUCCUGCUCCUUGUAGCGCCUGCCUUGUUUGCAGCCACUAUCUACAUGGAGCUGGGAAGAGUCAUUAGUCUUAUAGAUGGUGAAGGCCGUGCACUUAUUACUCGGAAAUGGAUGACCAAGAUUUUCGUCGUUGGUGAUGUUCUGUCAUUCUUUCUCCAGGGUGGAGGCGGCGGUUAUCAAUCGUCCGGUUCGUUAUCAGCUCUUCGUUUGGGCGCCAAGAUUAUCAUUGUCGGCCUCUUCGUACAACUUAUCUUCUUUGGUGCCUUCCUUGUUGUUGCCGUCAACUUUCACAUCAAAAUCACCCGCAACCCGACGAGUCGCUCGUGCAUCGGGAUCCCUUGGCAGAAGCACAUGAACCUUAUGUACGCUGCUGGGUUGUUGAUCAUGGUGCGGUCCGUCUUCCGCGCUAUCGAGUACUUACAGGGUGAUGACGGGUAUCUGCUCGCCCGAGAGGCGUACCUAUAUGUCUUCGAUGCUGUGCUGAUGCUCAUCGUCAUGUUGUUAUUCAACGUGGUGCAUCCGGCUGAACUUUUUGUGAGAAGGGGCAGGAUCGAGAAGUUUGCGUCAGACAUUGCGCUCCAAGACCGUGGCUACUGA